Messenger RNA from Pyrus x bretschneideri (Chinese white pear), 2459 nucleotides. RefSeq names its product putative pentatricopeptide repeat-containing protein At1g12700, mitochondrial. The transcript has 3 exons. NCBI's taxonomy places the organism in Eukaryota, Viridiplantae, Streptophyta, Magnoliopsida, Rosales, Rosaceae. The record is from RefSeq and is a predicted model, not a curated record. Gene Ontology annotation, molecular function: protein binding. The coding region runs from base 111 to 1961 and encodes 616 amino acids.
GUAUGCAUAACAUUACCGGUUAGAAAGAAGGGCUGGUGGUAAUUGUAUGCGUUGAAAAAUGCAUAAAACCCUAACCAUCAUCUUCUUACUUGUUAACCCAGACGCUGAAGAUGAUGCGGACGACGACAAUGGCUGCUUCUUCUUCUUUGAAGGUUGGUUAUGGCAUCGGCAGCAGAGUGAGAGGUAUGUCCCUUGUGCCUCGUCUUCUUCAUAAAUAUACUCCUUUUCUAUUCUUCAACAAUUACUUGGCUCCAUUUCACUCUCGACCUUGUUACCCAACCAAAUCUAAAAACACCCAAUUGCAUCGGCUUGUCAAAGUCAAUAAUCUUGAGGAUGCACUCCAUGUGUUCGACGAAAUGCUUCAAAUGCGUCCACUGCCUUCCGUCGUCCGUUUCAAUCAAGUCUUGACUCAAGUCGCCAAGUUGAAACAUUAUUCGGCAGUCAUCUCGCUGAAUGACCAAAUGGAGCUGUCCGGAAUUCGUCCUGAUGUUUAUACUCUAAACAUCAUCAUUAAUUGCUUUUCUUAUCUCAACCAAAUGGAGUUUGGUUUAUCUGUCUUGGGAAAAUUCUUCAAAAUUGGUUUUGAACCGAAUGUUGCGACCUUCACCACUCUAAUCCAUGGAUUCCUUCUUCGGAAUAGAGAGGCUGAUGCUGUCGGGAUUUUGAAUAAAAUGAUGGAAAGUGGUAAUUGUAAGCCCAAUGUGGUUACUUUCGGCACACUAGUAAAGGGCCUUUGCAUGAAAGGUAACAACGCUGAAGCUAUUCAACUACUUAGGAAAAUGGAAGAAGGAGGUUGCAAGCCUGACAUUGUCAUUUACAGCACGAUCAUCGACAGUCUCUGUAAAGAUACUCUUGUUGUGGAUUCAUUGAACCUCUUCUCUGAAAUGAUGAGUAAGGGUAUUGCCCCUACUGUCAUUACCUAUACCUCUUUGAUUCAUGGAGUGUGCAAAUUAGGGGAGUGGAAAGAAGCUACGAGAUUGGUCAAUGAAAUGGUGAGCAAAGGUAUCUUUCCAAAUGUGCACACCUUCAGUGUCUUGGUAGACACCCUUUGUAAGGAGGGUUUGGUCGGGGAAGCAAAAAACAUGGUUGAAAUGAUGACUCAAAGAGAUAUUGUGCCUGACAUGGUUACGCACAAUUCACUUAUGGAUGGUUAUUGUUUGCGAGGAGAAAUGGGUAAGGCGAAAGAAGUCUUUGAUCUAAUGCUUAGCAAGGGGCUCGUGGCUGAGAUUCAUAGUUACAACAUACUGAUAAACGGCUAUUGUAAGCAGAUAAUGAUAGAUGAGGCAGUGAUGCUUUUUCUGGAAAUGUCUGGUGAAGGAUUGGUUCCGAAUACAGUUACUUACAGCACACUAAUAGAUGGUUUUUGCAAGCAGGGUAGAAUACACGAUGCACAAAAGCUGUUUUCCGAGAUGCAAGCUUGUGGCCAACUUCCAAAUGUUCAAACUUAUGCUAUAUUACUAGAUGGUCUGUGUAAAAACCAACAACUAUCUAAGGCAAUUGAAUUGUUUGGAGAGAUGAAAGGCAAGAAAUUGGAUCCAAAUAUUGUGGUUUACAAUAUUCUUAUUGAAGGUUUGUGCAUAGGUGGAAAAGUUGAAUGCGCAAGGGAUCUCUUUAACGGUUUGUCAUCAAAGGGACUUCAGCUUAAUGUCAGGACAUUUACCAUAAUGAUUAGUGGACUUUGUAAUGCCGGCCUAAUAAAUGAAGCGGAGAAUUUACUUACAGAAAUGAAAGAAAAAGGCUGUUCACCAAAUGGUUGCACCUAUAACACAAUUAUCCGGGGUUUUUUCAAUCAGAACAAGACAUCAAGGGCAAUGAAACUUAUCCAUGAAAUGGUGGAGAGGGGUUUUUCUGCAGAUGCAUCAACUGUGGAAUUGAUAGUUAAUUUGUUGUCUAAAGAUGAUGUAGAUCCUGCUUUGUUGCCAUUGUUAGAAGAUCAUAAUGAAGUUAAUUUGCAUCUUUGAAAGUUGAAGGAGAUGCUUUUGACCAUCGCAGAGAACUCUGGAAUUGUUGCACCAUUGACAACCAUGGUGUCCAAGGUCGUUGGGUGGUGGUGACAGCAGCAAGCUACCAUUAAUUCUUGGAAUUACAAUUCCAGCUUUCGUUGUUUUUGUGGUCAUUGCAGGAGCACACCAUGCAGGGCAAAAUGGUAGAGCCAACAUGCCUAAUGGCCCAACCACUACAAGGAGUGCCACCUACACCGUUGACUGGCUCCUUGUCGCCGGCCGGUCACCUUUUGUUUAUAAUUUUUUUUUUUUUUGUUUUUUUUUUUUUAACAAACGAUAGAUUUUGUUAGAUUAGUCACCGACUAGGUAAGAACUCACGUUCCUUUCCCUCACUAUGAUAAAGGGCCGCUUGAACCUUAUGUUUAUAGUUGGUGUCAUGUAUGUGCGAGUCAAAAUUGUAUUCAUACAUAGUUGUGUUUGAAAUUUUAUUAUAUUGUUUGCCUUCAUCAACAAGAA